Orbicella faveolata is the source of this 1913-nucleotide messenger RNA. Its product is annotated as endoribonuclease LACTB2-like. Gene Ontology annotation, cellular component: mitochondrial matrix. The record is from RefSeq and is a predicted model, not a curated record. NCBI's taxonomy places the organism in Eukaryota, Metazoa, Cnidaria, Anthozoa, Scleractinia, Merulinidae. Gene Ontology annotation, molecular function: RNA endonuclease activity; single-stranded RNA binding.
CGUCUAAUGAAUCGUUUCUAUGAACGCCUCAGCAACUUGGUGCAUGGCAACAAGCGAGCUGAAACCGCGAGCGGCCAGCGGACUUCCCAAUGAGAUCAAGAUGGGAAACAAAAUGGCGGCCUUGGUUUCAUCGUACUCUGGUUUUGCUGGAAAUCUUGCACGUUUGCCAACGGUUGAACAACUAUCUCCACGUGUUUUACGAAUUCUAGGAUGCAAUCCUAGUCCUAUGACGCUUCAAGGAACCAACACGUACCUUGUAGGGACUGGCAGAAGCCGCAUAUUAAUUGACACAGGGAGUGGAGGUUCAAGUGAAUACGUAGAACAUCUCAAAGAAGUGUUAUCUAACAACGAGUCCAGUAUACAAGAGAUUCUUAUCACACAUUGGCACGCAGAUCAUGUAGGAGGAAUCCUUGAUGUUCUCAAGUGCACGGAAAAUCCAGGUCAUCUGAGAAUUUCAAAGCUUCCACAGGAUGGUGUAGCAGAAGAGAUCAGUGGAAGCAUUGGGAAUAAAUAUAGUUAUCUCAAGGAUGGAGAUGAAAUAGUGACAGAGGGAGAAACACUUAAGGUUUUCCACACCCCUGGUCACACAACAGACCACAUGAUAGUCUAUCUGGUGGAGGAAAAUGCCAUCUUUUCUGGAGAUUGCAUCUUAGGUCAGGGAACAGCUGUGUUUGAGGAUCUCUUCACAUACAUGAAAUCAUUAGAAGUGAUUUUAAAUUUGUCCCCACAUCUUAUCUAUCCUGGGCAUGGUCCAGUCGUAGAAGAAGCUGUCACAAAAAUCAAGGAAUACAUUGAGCAUAGAAACUUGAGGGAAAAACAGAUACUUGAAGCUUUAGGAAAUGAGCCUGAAAAUGUAACAACUGCCAUGGAAAUUGUCAAGAAAGUCUAUGUUGAUACUCCAUGGCACCUUCAUAGAGCAGCAGAGAAUAAUGUGAAUCACCAUCUCACCAAACUAGAGAAAGAAGGACGAGUCAGUUCUAUUGAGUCAGGCAAUGUGAAAAGAUGGAAGAGCUCCCUUUAGUACAGUAUGACUGCAUUAGAUAAUUUAAUAAUUAUAAUAAAGUAAGCACCAUAAUUAUAAUAGUUGAUCAAUCAACUGUAAAUGAAUGUUUACCCUUACCUUUCUCUAAUCAUUACUACUGAAUAUAGAAAUAGGGUAAAGACAGGAUUGCAUUGCACUUAUGCUGCAGCCAUUAGUAAGUUUGGAUACAAUGUUUAUUUUUAUCCAUGAUUUUAAACUCUAUAAGUGACUUCACUGAAUAAUCCAGUGCCCAUGGACACUAAAAAAGGACAUUAUUUUGUGGACUUGAAAACGUCAAAAUUGUCAAAUAAACUGAUGAUGUGUACAAGAAUGCACAGCUGCAACUUUCAAAGGGGAAGGUCCGACCAAUGACAGUUCAGUCUGGGUUCAAUUUUGCUAAAGUGAGAAGUUGAAAAGUACAUUUUCUUACAUGUAUGCAUGUCAAGAGGCCCUAUGUGCCACUGGACAUUCUGGGAUUGAAUGAGUGGGUAAGUGAUGCAGGUCAAGAAAUACUGGAAUCAUUUUUGGAGAAAAGCAGUUUAAUAGAGUUCUGCUUAAAACAUAGACUAUUCACUCUCGAUACUUGAUUUUGACCAGCAUACUUAUCAGCUAUCACCUCAUAGAAAUCUUGAGCUCGCGAUCUAAUUGUUAAAUAGUAAUCACCAUAAAAUUAUAUAGUCCAUAGAUAAAGUAUACCGUAAGUAAUUCCAUUGGUUACUUAUUUAACAAACUGACCUGUAAGGCCAAGCCAUGUACUAUGCAGUAUUUUAUGAUUUGUCAUAAAACAUUGCAGGAAUUUGAACAUUAGAAACAUUGAACUGCUGGGGCCCGUUUCUCAAAAGCCCCGAAAACUUUUCAGGCGCGUAAAGCCAUUUUUAGUCCAUCUGUAUCU